GAUACAAGAAAUCACCUUGAAUUAGCAGCGACAAGACCAACCGCUGAAAGUGGAGACCGACAGCCCGCUACUAGACCAAGAAAAAACGACAAAUGCUUCCAAUGCGGGGAGUAUGGACAUAUCGCCAGAUAUUGCGAUAAAAGACCAGUGGAUAACCAAGAACACCUAAGACGACCAAGGAGUGUUAAACAUUACGAAUUAGAAGGGGAUGAUGACUACGAAAUCGAAGAAUAUGAUGAGCAAAGAGCCAGGAGAAAACCAGACAGGGUACCAUCAACGGAAGUAGAGAUCCAUGAAGACGAACUGAUGGACUUAGACUUAGAAGAAAUUCCUAAGCUGCGCAAGAAAAGAGGACCGUCCGUAGUAGAUUCACUGACGUCAUACAACAUAGCCGACGACGUCCUCACCCUAAAAUCAAACAUUACGUUGGGACAGCUGCUACAAUACCCAAACCAGUGCAGGAACCUAGCCAAAAUAUUGAGGAGACCAGUACAACAACCUCAAGAAACUAACUAUGUUAC
Molecule: messenger RNA, 521 nt
Organism: Acaulospora morrowiae
Lineage: Eukaryota; Fungi; Glomeromycota; Glomeromycetes; Diversisporales; Acaulosporaceae
Source: the annotation of a GenBank genome assembly